AUGUCCGCCGAAUACGAUCACCUCUUUAAACUGCUUCUUAUUGGCGACAGUGGUGUGGGUAAGUCUUGUCUCCUCCUCCGCUUUGCCGACGACAGCUACACCGAGAGCUACAUCAGUACGAUUGGUGUUGACUUCAAAAUUCGCACCCUUAACCUCGAUGGGAAGGUGGUGAAGCUGCAGAUUUGGGACACCGCCGGGCAGGAGCGUUUCCGCACGAUUACAAGUAGUUACUACCGCGGCGCCCACGGCAUCAUCAUUGUGUACGACACAACGGACAUGGAAAGCUUCAACAACGUCAAGACAUGGCUCUCCGAGAUUGACAAGUUUGCCAGCGAGAAUGUGAAUAAGUUGCUUGUCGGCAACAAGUGCGACCUGGUGCUCAAGAAGGCCGUUGACACGCAGAUGGCGAAGGACUUCGCCGACAACCUCGGCAUCCCGUUCCUUGAGACCAGCGCGAAGGAGGCCUCGAACGUUGAGGAGGCCUUCACGCGGAUGGCAAUGGACAUCAAGAAGCGGCUGGCCGCGCAGGGCGGUGGGGCUGGCGGUGGGGCGGCUAACAGUAAACCUCUCCUCUCGGGUGGCAACCGCCCCUCCGGCAGCAGCAGCAACAGUGGCGGUUGUUGCUGA
Trypanosoma rangeli is the source of this 627-nucleotide messenger RNA. RefSeq names its product small GTP-binding protein Rab1. Lineage: Eukaryota; Euglenozoa; Kinetoplastea; Trypanosomatida; Trypanosomatidae. Gene Ontology annotation, molecular function: GTP binding; GTPase activity. Gene Ontology annotation, biological process: protein secretion; regulation of exocytosis. The transcript has a single exon. The record is from RefSeq and is a predicted model, not a curated record. Bases 1 to 627 code for a protein of 208 amino acids.